This is a messenger RNA of Necator americanus (New World hookworm), 219 nucleotides long. RefSeq lists its product as uncharacterized. Bases 1 to 219 code for a protein of 72 amino acids. The record is from RefSeq and is a predicted model, not a curated record. Lineage: Eukaryota; Metazoa; Nematoda; Chromadorea; Rhabditida; Ancylostomatidae. The transcript has 3 exons.
AUGAAGAGAAUUGCAAUUUUCCUCUUUGCUCUCGUUCUUCUCGCUUACGCUAAGAACUGCAAGGUGGACCGAGACUGUAAACAAGGGGAUAAAUGCAGUGAUGGAACUUGUGUUUAUAAUUCUGCAUGCGAGAUGAGGAACAUAUACCCUCCGGAAGGAUGCAGAGUGGAGACAAGUGUGGAUGACAGAAAUUGCCCAGUCAACAAGGUUAUUUGUUAG